Penaeus indicus is the source of this 2190-nucleotide messenger RNA. RefSeq names its product zinc finger MYM-type protein 1-like. NCBI's taxonomy places the organism in Eukaryota, Metazoa, Arthropoda, Malacostraca, Decapoda, Penaeidae. The transcript is spliced from 7 exons. Gene Ontology annotation, molecular function: protein dimerization activity. The record is from RefSeq and is a predicted model, not a curated record. The coding region runs from base 1 to 2190 and encodes 729 amino acids.
AUGGUGAAGCUUCCUGAGCAUGAGCACAGUACGGCACACAAAAAAUGCUACCUUGCCUGGCGAGAAUUGGAGAGGCGUUUGGAAGAAUCUUCUGAAGUUGACAUGCUCCAUGAUGACAGAAUUCUCUCAGAGGCUCACAAAUGGAAACAGAUUCUUGCAAGAAUCAUUCAUGUUGUUGUCUUUCUUGGUGAAAGAGUACUGCCUUUCCGUGGAUCUUCACAAAGAAUUGGUGAUAUUCAGAAUGGGAAUUUUUUAGGUCUUAUUGAGCUCCUUGCUCACUACGAUCCAGUUCUACGCAAGCAUGUAACAAAAAUUCAAGUAUCGCAGGAAAAAGGUGAAAGACUGCAAGCUCAUUAUCUUUCAGCAUCAUCCCAGAACGAGUUCACUGGUUUGUGCGCAGAGCAUGUUCAUAGUCGUGUCAUGGAUGAAACUGAUGAUGCAAAAUACUACUCAAUCAUGGUCGAUGCAACGCCUGAUUCAUGUCAUGUUGAACAAACUACCUUUAUAAUCCGUUAUUUGACGACGGAGCUUCAAGAAUUUUUUGUCCAAGAGCGUUUCUUGACAUUCGUUGAUUGUUGCAAGGAGACCGGCCUUGAAAUAGCUAUGCUAAUUUUGGAAACCUUGAAACAGUUAGGAAUUCCACUUGCAGAUUGCCGUGGACAAGGAUAUGAUAAUGCUGCAAACAUGUCUGGCAAAUAUAAUGGAGCCCAACAGCACAUCCUUGCUGAAAACCCCUUGUGCCUGUAUUCACCCUGUGCCUGCCAUUCACUGAAUCUAUGUGGAGCAGAUUCUGCAGCUUGCUUCCCCAGCGAUGGUCAGUUCUUCAAGAAAAUAUUGGAUCAUCACUGCACGGCCUGUCAGACUGAUCGUGUUGCAAGUGUGCGACCAUUUGCAGCUCAACUGCCAGGAAUAUGCUCAGCUCUGGAGCAACUUCAUGCACUGAAUCUUACCCCUAAGACUGCCACUGAAGUUAAUGGUGCCGUAAAAUAUAUUUCCUCUUUUACUUGCAUCCUCAUGUCUACAAUCUGGUUUAAGAUUUUGGUAGCAAUUGAUCAAAGAAACCAGAUCAUACAAGCAAGGCAAGUUACCAUUGAUGUAGAGGUCUCCAAUCUGAAAUCACUUGUGAAUGACCUUAAAGAUCUGCGCAGUAAAUGGGACCAGAUUUUCAACGAGGUGAAGUUGGUUGCAGAAGGAAUGCAAAUGGAUUGUUUUCUCCCAGCUAAACGCAAGAAGAAAAGGAGACCAUUUUCUGACGAGACACAAGACGAGGUUUUUCCAGAAGGCGGUGUAGCUGAGGAAGAGGCAGCAUUUGAACAUGACGUUUUCUAUGUCAUUCUUGAUUCCGUUAUUGCUGGCCUCUCGACACGGUAUGAUGCAGCACACAAAAUAGAUGAUUUGUUUGGCUUUCUUUGGAAAUAUCUCGCCUUAACAGAGCAGCAAAUUUCCAAAGCCUGUGUUACCCUGGCAAAGCAAUACAAGAAUGAUAUCUCGCAAGAUGAGUUGACAGAAGAAAUGGUACAUCUCAAAGCGAUCCAUGCCGCAAACUUUGGAGACGAAUCAUUAACCCCUUUCAGCCUCUUGAAGAAAUUCAGAAAGUUCAAGCUUGCUGAGAUAUUCCCAAAUGUGUGCAUUGCCCUGAGGAUAUUUUGCACGUUGCCAGUUACCGUUGCUUCAGCGGAGCGACCUUUCAGCAAACUCAAGCUCAUCAAAAACUUCUUACGGAGCACAAUGACACAAGACCGAUUGAAUGACUUGGCUAUUCUAGGGAAAGAGAGCGACCUAACGCGAUUUAGGCAAAAACAUAGACGAGCUUCUAAAGCUGCAACACGGUUUUUGUAUUGGAUUUCAUGUUAUUCCCCAAUAAUGCUUGUAAGAGAUCGUUUUAGGAAAGAACAGAACUGUCAUAAUUGCCAGCAGAUAGAACAUGUGCAACUUAUAGAUGUAACAAAAAUGCAACAACAAUACAUCUAUACGAGUGACAGUGAUUGUCCGUACCGCAAGAUCGGCGGGCGUUGGGCAUUCUCCGCGAUACAGUUGUAUCGAAAGCAAUUUUCUAUUCCUGAAGUUAACUCCAGAACUCUUGCAAUCUCCUUUGAACUGCGCUGGUUAAAGGCGGCCUCGGUAGUGUUCGGUGUCAGGAUUGAUGAUUUCUGCCUGACAUCUUACAGCAGCAGUGUGCCAUUCACAUGA